Messenger RNA from Carassius auratus (goldfish), 4284 nucleotides. RefSeq names its product neural cell adhesion molecule L1-like protein. Gene Ontology annotation, biological process: axon guidance; cell-cell adhesion; brain development. Gene Ontology annotation, molecular function: cell-cell adhesion mediator activity. The coding region runs from base 212 to 3619 and encodes 1135 amino acids. The transcript has 26 exons. Gene Ontology annotation, cellular component: plasma membrane; axon. The record is from RefSeq and is a predicted model, not a curated record. NCBI's taxonomy places the organism in Eukaryota, Metazoa, Chordata, Actinopteri, Cypriniformes, Cyprinidae.
UUGAAGAGCAUGCUGAGAGUUUGGAUGCUCAGUCUGAAUGUUGUGUAAUACUAUCACCACCACCUCUGGGAAUUGCUGUCUUGACUUCAUAUGUGUGAGUGUGUACUUCUCUUUUCCUUGGAGAAGUCACUGAAGAGCUCUUGCUAAAAGAAGAACUUGCUGAGGGUGUUUUCAGCAUUUCUUUCACCUUUGUCCUUAUCUGCUGGCUGGGAUGAGGGGGCUCAAGAGUCUUAUUGUUGGGCUCUUGUCUGCCUUCUUCUCCACUGCCUUUGGUCUUUACUUCCCUCCUGACGUGGAGCAGCUGCCGACCAUCACCGCUCAGACCUCAGGCUCUUUCAUUGCCUUGCCAUUUGAUGAGAACUUCCUGUUCAAGUGUGAAGCCAAAGGCAACCCAAGACCUACGUACCGCUGGACGAAAGAUGGGAUGGAUUUUGACCUGCAUAAAGACUCUCAGCUCAUUAAAGAAGAGAGUAGCGGGUCCUUUUUGAUACCCAAAGAUAUGGCGAAAUACGAGGGAAAGUACAGAUGUUAUGCCUCAAACAAGCUUGGAACAGCAAUAUCAGAGGAAUCAGAAUUGGUUGUGCCUAUGACUCCCAAGUUUCCCAAGAAGAAGAUAGAGCCAGCGGUGGUCACAGAAGGCGAUUCAGUGGUCUUGGAGUGUAACCCACCACAAGGCAUUCCACCUUCGCAACUGUACUGGAUGACCAAUGAUCUUCAACACAUCGAGCAGAAUGAGAGGGUGACCAUGGGCCUCAAUGGGAAUCUGUACUUCUCUAAUACACUGAUGUCAGACAGCCACGAUGAAUACUCCUGUUUUGCCUCCUUUUCCAAGAUACGCACAAUCGUUCAGAAACCACCCAUGGUCCUGAGGGUCAAGCCAAGCCAGGGGGAUGAUGGCAUCAAGAGUGUUCAGAAGAGGAAGCCGAGCAUUUUGGUGCCCUCCAGUCAUUCAACGACAUACCUAAAAAAAGGAGAAGCGCUGGAGCUGGAGUGUAUCGCAGAAGGACUGCCUACUCCGGUGGUAGAAUUUAUCAAGAUGUGGGAAAAUUUACCAAACCGUACACAAAUCAAGAACUAUGGAAAGGUCCUUACAAUACCAAAUGUCACAGAGCAGGAUGAAUGGAAAUACAUGUGCAAAGCCAAGAAUGAUCUUGGGGAAGAUGAGCAUUAUUUCCAAGUUGUCGUGGAGGAGCCUCCUAGCUGGCAGGAGGAGCCAGUGAAGAGUCAGUUAGUAGAGAUUGGAUCUGACAUCCACAUCAAGUGUUCUGCUAGAGGAAAACCACAACCCACAAUCACCUGGAAGAGAAACGGCCAGCCUCUUGAUGAUUUUCCUUCUACCAAUUACAAAGUGCUUGAUGACAGAAUAAUCAUCCUCAGAGCGCAGCAGAGAGACACUGCAGUGUACCAGUGUGAGGCCUCCAACAGACACGGGACCCUACUCUUCAAUGCUAAUGUGCUUGUCAUGAAUCAUCCCCCUUUGAUUCUGACCCGAGAUUAUCUGGAGUACUCAACCAUGUUAGGAAAGAGUGUGAUUAUGGACUGCGAAGUCUUUAGCUCUCCACCUCCCACCAUUAACUGGAGAAGAGAAGACCCAGAGGGCUCUCUAGAUGGAGAGAGAUAUUCUCUCCUGAAGAAUGGCUCCCUGCAGAUUCACAAAGUUGAGAUGGAAGAUAUGGGCCAGUACAAAUGUUUGGCAAAGAACUCAGAAGGCACCAUGAGCCUCACCAUUGAACUUUUCAUCAAGGAUUCAACGAGGAUUGUAGAACCUCCUCAAGACACAAAGGUCAAACGAGGAUCUAUGGCGAAGCUAGAGUGCCAGGCGGAGUGUGAUCCCACCCUCAGAAGAGAGCUGGAGAUCUUGUGGAUGAAAGAUGGGAUGAAUAUCCUCUCAAACUUCUCUGAAAGAUAUUUCACAAAUGAUGGAACUCUUCAGAUUGUCAGUGUGAGCCACAGUGAUCAGGGGAAAUACACCUGUGUUGUUCGAACAUCACUGGACCAAGAUACAGCUUCUGCUUACAUAACUGUGUUAGAUAUUCCAGAUCCACCGGUUCAGCUGACACUUUCUGAGCGGAAAGACCGCAGUGUCAGGCUCCACUGGGCAGCUGCCAGCGAUCAUAACAGUCCCAUAACAGAGUUUAUCAUCCAGUAUGAAGAGAACAACUGGGACCCAGAGAAUUGGAAGGAGCUUCUACGAGUUGCAGGCAGCCAGAUCUCAGCCCCCUUGACGCUCUACGGCCACAUUAACUACCAGUUCAGAGUCAUCGCUGUCAAUGCUAUUGGGAGAAGCCUUCCCAGCAUGCCCUCCGAAAGAUAUAAGACACCUCCUUGCGCCCCCGACAGGAACCCAGAAAACAUUAAGAUUGAGGGUCGCCUGCCACAUCAGAUGGACAUCAGCUGGGAGCCGCUAUUGCCUGUGGAGCACAAUGGUCCCGGUCUGGAAUACAAACUGAGUUACAGGCUAAUGGGUGUCGAGGACAGCUGGAAAGAAGAGAUGAUCAAGAGAGACUCAUUUGUGGUGCGAGACACCCAAACAUUCGUCCCCUACGAGGUCAAGAUCCAGGCCUUCAACAACCAUGGUUGGGCACCAGAACCCAGGGUAGUGACUGGUUAUUCCGGGGAAGACUCGCCCUUGGCGGCUCCUGCAAACAUAUCUGUGGAGGUGUUGAACUCUACGCUGCUGAGGGUCAGCUGGUCACCAGUGCCCCAAACCGCCCUGAGGGGCCACCUUGGAGGAUACACUGUUCACUGGUGGCAAACACAAAGUCUGUUGACCUCUAAGAGAAUUCCCUUAGAGAGAAAGUCUCUCACCAUCCCUGGAAACAGGAGUCACACCAUGGUGCCGGGACUGAAGCCAUUCUUUGAAUAUAGCCUGACUGUCAACAUCUUUAACCGGAGAGGGAAUGGGCCCAGCAGCAGUCCCAUCUCUUUCACAACUCCACAGGGAGUUCCUGAGCAACCUCCCAUCCUGAGAGCCACAAACUUUCAGAAAGACUCCAUCACACUGGUGUGGGCGCCUCCGCAUGAAACCAAUGGCUUUCUCACGGGAUACUUGCUGCAAUAUCAGACAGUUAAUGAGACUCUGGGUGAGCUGAAAUCUGUGAACAUCAGUGCUCCAGAUACAACACAGUGGGUCUUGCGUGAUCUGCAGGAUGACAACUGGUAUAAGUUUUACCUGAGCGCAUGCACGCAGGUGGGCUGCGGGUCAGCCAUCAGUGAGGAAGGAGGUACCGUCUUUGAAGUGUUGUCUAGUAAACAAGCCGUGGCAUCCCAGGAGUGGUUUGUGGCGAUCAUGUGUGGAGUGGCUUUACUAACUCUGCUUGUCCUCAUCGGCUGUUUUGUAAUAAAGAACAAAAGCGGGAAGUACGCAGUUAAGGAAAAGGAGGAAACUCCUGCUGAUCCUGAAGCUCAAGCCAUGGGCGAAGAAUCCCCCUGCGACAGUGACAAUGAUAAGAAGCCGCUGAAGAGCAGCCAGCCAUUGUUCACAGACAUCAAAGAGGAUGAUAGCAGCGAGGACGACAGCAUUGAGUUCGACGAAGAUGGGUCGUUCAUCGGGGAGUACACGGGGAACAAGCGUAGGGGGUCCACAGAGGUGAACGGACACGCCCCCGUGACCUCAUAAUGCUGGUUCAAUCUUAGGAACUUUUAAACAAUUUUACAGGGAGAACGAAAAGAUUGUUUGUAAGAUGUGCCAUGAAUUUGUCUGCGUUUUUUUAAGAGUUUGCUUUUGCGUGAAUGGCCACUUCUUUACAGUAUUAAUAUGAAGAGUGAUGACAGGUUAUAGUUCUGGCCAACAUGAAAAUUAUGCCAUCAUUUAUUCAUCACUAUGCGGUUUCAAACCGUUAUGACUGACUUUUUUAGAGACGUUUAGCAGAAUGUUCAAGCUGCUCUUUCCUUACAAUAAAAAUAAAUGGUGACCAAGAACUGCAAAGCUUAAAAAAAAGACAAAAAUAUAUCUAUACCCUUGUGAAAAAGAAGUAAAUUUUAGCAUGCUUAAAAAAAUCGUACUUAUGGAAAUAAUAUACUUUAAAAGAAUAUACGUUAAGUGCAACUGACUGUGAUGUUUUGUAGUGUACAUUAUUUGAAUGUUAUUUGCAAUUACCUUGGUAAUUAAAUUUAUAUUAAAUCCAUUUAAAUUUAAGAGUAUUUCUUGACCAACUUAAGUACUUCUUUAUAUGUUGAUAUUUAUAUAUUAAGUACAUCUGUAUUUGUAAUUUCAUAAUUAAAUUUUCUUUGAAAUAAGGUUAAAUUCUACUGAUGAAUAUAAUUACGGGCAUUUAUUGUAAA